AAAGUAAAAAAGAAAUAUAAUAAUCUGGGUGGAAGUGUAGUGAUGGUACAACUAGAACGAAGUCCACAAGGUUCCCUUGGGUUAAGUCUAGCUGGACAUCGUGAUCGUAACACUAUGGCUGUAUUUGUGGUGGGCAUUAAUCCCAAUGGUGCAGCACAUCGACUUGGUGCUGCUGGUAUACAAGUUGGUGAUGAGAUUCUCGAGGUAAAUGGAAUUGUUCUUCAUGGAAGGUGUCAUCUUAAUGCUUCUGCUAUAAUCAAGGGGCUUUCUGGACCAACUUUUAAAGUAAUUGUUUUAAGAAAAAAAUCUGCGAUAGAAGAUCUUGCCGUACGACCGAUAACACAGUUUCCGGUAACGUUAGAAGAUGAGCAAACAGCCGAAGAACGAUUCAGCAACUUCAAGAAUGUUCGCACUGUAACACUGAAAAAGGGCCAGCAAAGUUUGGGUAUUAUGAUCAUUGAAGGAAAACAUGCAGAAGUUGGUCAAGGUAUAUUUAUUUCGGAUAUUCAAGAAGGAAGUGCUGCUGAAAAAGCAGGAUUGGAUAUUGGUGAUAUGAUUUUAGCUGUUAACAAAGACACUUUAGUAAAUGCUAGUUACGAUACGGCUGCCAGUAUUUUGAAAAAGACUGAAGGUUUGGUGGUGUUAGUUGUAUGCAAUCCAAAUAAACGUACUGAAAAUGAUGCAACAGGACCAUCCGCAGGAGGUGCUGGUGCAAAAGCUUCAGCUAAACCCCCAUCCCGACCCACGAGUUCAGCUGGUAAACCAGGAGGUUUGAAGACAUCCGCACCACCUUCAAGACCUACUACACCAAUCAGUGAACCAGUUGCAGAUCCUACUACUGCCACUAUCUUACCAGGAAAAGAAACUGUGAUUGAAAUUACCACUGAAAGCAAGGCACUUGGCCUCAGUUUUGUCGGUGGCAAAGAUACAUUGUUACCUAAAGGUAUUAUUGUUAAUGAAGUUUAUCCAAAUGGUUCCUUAGCGAAAGAUGGUCGUGUUAAACCGGGUGAUCAACUUCUAGAAGUGAAUGGAGUUAAACUAGCUGAUGUUACGUACACCGCUGCCAGUUGUGCUAUAAGGCAAAUUCAACCUAAAGUAAGAUUAACAGUUUUUCGACCUGAAAAACCCGAAUAUAGUAUCAUUGACGUUGAAUUAACAAAGAAACCUGGGAAAGGAGUUGGUCUCGGUGUUAUGGCUAGAAAGACUGAACCUGGAGUUUAUAUUUCCGAUAUUUUACAAGGAAGUGUAGCUGACUUGGAUGGACGAAUAAUGCGUGGUGAUGCUGUAAUUUCCGUUAAUGGUGUUGAUUUAACAACAGCGACAGCCGAACAAGCUGCAGCAACAUUAAAAACUGCAGCUGGAAAAAUAGCAAUUAAAUUACAGCGCUAUAAACCGCCGGCACCUAGAUAACUUUUUUAAAAUCAAUCCAAAUAAAAUAAAUAAAAA
This is a messenger RNA of Chrysoperla carnea, 1446 nucleotides long. RefSeq names its product inactivation-no-after-potential D protein (gene inaD). Gene Ontology annotation, molecular function: protein binding. NCBI's taxonomy places the organism in Eukaryota, Metazoa, Arthropoda, Insecta, Neuroptera, Chrysopidae. The transcript has 11 exons. Bases 43 to 1410 code for a protein of 455 amino acids. The record is from RefSeq and is a predicted model, not a curated record.